CCCGCACCCAUCUCCGCGAUCGUCCUCUUCAACAAAUCUAAAUCUCUGCGCCUAGUACCUAAACUCUUCGAUCCAAGAGUGACAUUUCGAUCCGUUUCUUCGCAGAGGCUAGUUGUUUGUGGGGGAAGCCGCAGCCAUGCAGGAGGCUCUCAUCUCUCCGGCCAAUGCCGACCGCUUCCCCUCGGCCUUCGAGCUCAAGCCGUUCGCCUUCGGGGACCAGCGGCUCUCCUCGCCGCGCUACCCCGCCACCGGCGGCGACGACGCCCUGUUCCGCUGCUCCUCCCCAUUCAGCCCCAGCUUCGGCUUCUCCUCGCCGUCGCCGCUCGCCACCUCCGUCUCUCUCUCGCCGUCCUCCUCUGCCUCCCUCGUCGACGAUGGAGACGACGCGACCGCCGACUCCACGGGCCACCGGCUCCAGCUCGCGCGCCUCGCGCUGCAGUACCAGGAGGUGGCCGACCGCUACGAGCUCAGCCUCGCCCACCUGGCCGAGGUCGUCGACGAGGCGGCGGCACUCCGCCGUGAGAACACCGAGCUCCGAGUCGCCAACAGCGAUCUCGUGCGCCGCCUCGCGCUGCUCUGCAGUAAGCAGACCGCCGCCGCCUCCGCCAUAGCCGACGAGAUCCACCGGCUCGGCCUGGGCAAGCAGAAUGCCGUCGCGGACGCCAAGGAGCGCGCGCCCAAGAAGCUCGCCGUGCUGCCGAAGAGCAUCUCCGUACGCUCGAACGACUACCUCAAGAUAAACCAGCCCGCCCAAGCCCCCGCCACGCCGGCCGUGAACAACCGCAAGCCUCGCGCGUCGAACCCGACCAUGAACAACCCCAUCUCGCAGCAGCGCGUGUGCGUGGGCGACGGUGGCGGCAGGAAAGGCGAGGAGCCGAAGGAGCAACGCGCAGCCGGUGGCAUGGAGCUGGAGGUGUACAACCAGGGCAUGCUCAAGACGGAGCUGUGCAACAAGUGGGAGGAGACCGGGGCCUGCCCCUACGGUGACCAGUGCCAGUUCGCGCACGGCGUCGCCGAGCUCCGUCCCGUCAUCCGCCACCCGCGCUACAAGACCCAGGUCUGCCGCAUGGUGCUCGCCGGCGAGCUCUGCCCCUACGGCCACCGCUGCCACUUCCGCCACACGCUCACCCCCGCCGAACGCCUCCUCGUACCCCGCCCUUAGCAAAGGCAGUGCCAGUGCACGGCCAGGCUUUUAUCACCUGGAACCGUCAGUUCGUUUUUGUUUCAUCUCGAGUCAACAAGCCAAAUAUAUAAUUCACACGAAAUGUAAAAAAAAAUCCGAAUCGCGUAAAUAAGAUACAUAAAUACAAUUAACAUAUACAAGAGCAUAAAAAGGAAAUCGGGUCUUAGAGAUAGUGCUCAGGCAAUGUGAAUAUUCAUAUACAGGAUUCUCAGGGACUUCAGCUGUGUCUUCUGUUCAUGUAAUCUAUUUGGGGUCUAUUUGUUUAGGUGAUAGCUGCCCUGUUUCUUCAAUGCAUUUCGAUGCAAUGGGUGAGGGCACGAUACAAUAAACUCAGGUAAAAUUCAACCGGGUUGCUUGCAUUGGAUGCGUAGAAUGCGAGUGAAACCUGUCGUUUUGUCUACAUGAUGAGUGGUGGAUCUUGUGCAGAGGCUCUUUGAUUUAUUCAGACUAGCUUUGCUGUA
Molecule: messenger RNA, 1644 nt
Organism: Phragmites australis (common reed)
Lineage: Eukaryota; Viridiplantae; Streptophyta; Magnoliopsida; Poales; Poaceae
Product: zinc finger CCCH domain-containing protein 9-like
Exons: 3
Coding region: 137-1162 (341 amino acids)
Molecular function (GO): metal ion binding; mRNA binding
Source: RefSeq, a predicted model, not a curated record